AUAUGGGAUGCUUAUCUGUUUUUCAUGGGAGCAGAAGCAUACAACUUCAGUUCAGACAGACCUCUAAGCUUAAGGCAUUCUUCGGUAUCUCAAUCCAUCCAAUAACAUGUCUCAACGAGUCCUUCUCCUUGGUGCCACCGGCCAGACGGGCUCUUCCAUCCUCGAUGGACUCCUAGAACACGGCGGAUAUGAAGUCACCGCAUUGGUUCGCCCGUCAUCCGCUGAGACCCCCAAGGUGAAAGCCAUGGCCGAACGCAACGUGAAGGUCAUCGCUGCAGACAUCACUGGCCCAGUGGACAAGUUAACUAGUACUCUCCAUGGCUUCGAUGUUGUGAUAAGCGCCAUCGAUGCCAUGAGCAUACAUCUCCAGAAAAACCUAGUCAAGGCUGCGAAACAGGCCGGCGUGAAACGGUUUGUGCCGUGUGCAUUCAUUACUGUCGCUCCACCUGGGGGCCUAUUCAGUCUAAGAGAUGAGAAAGAAAUCAUAUACCAAUACAUCCGCCAACUCUACCUUCCCUACACUAUCAUCGACGUCGGCUUCUGGCACCAGAUCUCGUUCCCAACCGUCCCAUCGGGGCGCGUAGACUACGCCUCCAGCAUCACGCCAAGCGCAACCAUUCACGCAGGCGGCAACACGCCGAACAUCCUUACCGAUCUCCGCGACAUAGGCCCCUUUGUCGCGCGCAUCAUUGGCGAUCCCCGCACCCUGAACCAAUCAGUCUACACGUGGUCUGACGUGCUGACUGAAAACGAAAUCUUUACCAUGAUGGAGGAGAUGAGCGGCGAAAGGAUCAAGCGCACCUACAUGUCUGCCGAAACGAUUGAGGCCGCCAUUGCAAAAAUCAAGGGCAACAUUGAGAAGGACCCAGAGAGCUUGGCUAUACGAUUUGCGCUGUUCACGUUCCAGUAUUUUUUUAGCAAAUAUGUCCGGGGCGAUAACCGGCCCGAGUAUGCUAAGUACUUGGGCUACCUUGAUGCGAGGGAGUUGUAUCCGGACUUUGAGCCGAGGAGCUUUAGGAGCUUUUUGAGGGAGGCCCUUGAUGGUAAGGCAGAGAGAGUAUAUAAGGAUGCUAAUUUUGAACAAUUGGGGAAAGAACUUACCAAGGCGGGCUUGUCGCUUUAGGUCUCAGAUUAAGAUGUCAUUUGAAGGGAUAGGAGGCGUUCAGUUGGAGAUGUACCUGUGUACCCUUAAUACUUGUACAUAGGAGACACGGGAGCCAGAUUAAAUGGUCACAGGAAAGAAAAGAAGCAAAUCGGAUUUGCAAACAAAAUCCCAAAGGUUACUAGUUAGGGUUGUACGGGGGGUAUACC
Molecule: messenger RNA, 1311 nt
Organism: Aspergillus alliaceus
Lineage: Eukaryota; Fungi; Ascomycota; Eurotiomycetes; Eurotiales; Aspergillaceae
Product: aromatic alcohol reductase
Exons: 3
Coding region: 107-1123 (338 amino acids)
Molecular function (GO): oxidoreductase activity
Source: RefSeq, a predicted model, not a curated record